Messenger RNA from Aedes aegypti (yellow fever mosquito), 4841 nucleotides. It is a transcript of the gene Marf1, whose product is annotated as meiosis regulator and mRNA stability factor 1. The transcript has 11 exons. The coding region runs from base 304 to 4158 and encodes 1284 amino acids. NCBI's taxonomy places the organism in Eukaryota, Metazoa, Arthropoda, Insecta, Diptera, Culicidae. The record is from RefSeq and is a predicted model, not a curated record.
GAUUGUCCACAAUUGGUAUAGAGCUCGUGUCUAUUGUUUGACCAAUCCAUUGCUUCGCAUGCAGUCACGCGUUGAACAGGAGCAACCGUUUUUGUGUAUUACUUUGUUGUAGUCAGAAACGUGCCAUUUUAUUGUUUAUACCAAUUAUUUAUCAACCAAUUAUAUUUUAAAACUGUGAAUCUUUUUAGUUUUACAUUUCAAUUAUUAUAAGUCAGUGUUGGUUGAUUUCGCCUGAAAUUAUUAAACAUCCGCCACGAUUGUUAAACGUUACCAUUCACCUAACGUACAAAAGAUUUGACCAUCAUGAGCAACAGCAACUACUUCAACCAAUCCCUCAGGACAGUACCAGAUUUGGUAGCUAAUCUGGCAGCGGAGAAUGCAAAGCUUCAUUACUCUCGGCACAACGGUCCCGGGGGUGGAAAUGCCAAGUAUUACAAAAACUACCAGACCCCGUACGUUCCCCAGAUGCACGGCAACUUCAACCAGAGGCAGCGCUUCGCCCCCUAUCCAAAUCGGCACCCGCCACAAUGCGCCAAUCAGAGCAACCAUUUGAUUGCGCCUUCAGCUAAUGUCAAUUUCGGCAACAGCAACGGUGGAGGGGCCGCCAAUAAAUCUCUGAACUCGUCACUGAACAGCAGCGGUUCAGAUUCAGGCAAGAACACCACUUUCUACAGCACCAACAGCUCCGGAAGCUCAAGUAAUAUAAGCCAGUGCAGCAGUAGCAGUAGCGGAGCUGGAAGUGCUUACAAUUAUUCCUACAGUGGAGCCAUGCAGUCGACCGCGGACCAGAAGGAAAUGGUUGUUCUGCAGAUCAGCAAUCUGGACCCCUCGAUUGAAGAACACAAGAUGCACCAAUAUCUGCUGUGCCAGCUGAAAUCGAUUACGCCCGUUCUUUCGUUGACCAUUGAGAGCCCUUCGCUGGCGAAGGUUAAGGUUCCUUCAACACAGUUUGCCAAACUGGUCGUUGCAAAUCUGCAUCGCAAAAAGAUUGGCCACAAACGUAUGGUAGUGUCCUACAUAAAGGAUCCAUCGUCGGCCGAGUCCUCGGCACUGCGUUGCCAAGUUGCCGGUCUCCUGAAGGACGUCCCAUACUACAGUCUGCCGAUCAACAAGUUCCGCGAGCUGUUCCAGUCCCGGUUCAAGUCUUCGAUCAGUGUCCUAGAUCUCUACCGCAUGCCGGACGUAUGCACCAUCACCCUGGACAAGAACGAAGAGAAGUACAUCAGCCUUCAGCCGGAUGUGAUCAACUCGUUGCAGAACAAUCCGCUGGUCGAAUCGUCCCAGCACAGUGUUCCGUACUGUAUCUAUCACUUCAAGCAGGAGAAGGAGAAGGGCUGGGCCGAACAGGAGAUUGAACCUCUGCCGAACGUGAUGAUGAGUAUCAGUCAGCUGCAGUCGGUGAUCUAUUCAUUGCUGAAGACUCACAAGGAUGACAUUCCGGUGGCUAGCAUACUGUACUGUAUUGAAAACGAGCUGCAGAUCAAAGUUGUUCCGAACGAGAAUGGUGUCCCGUUGGAGCACCUUCUGUGUAGCAUUCGAGGAGUGCAGAUUACAAACAAUAAUUUUGGUAUCAAAGUGCUCACCUGGUUGGAUCAUGAGCUCAAUUCAACUAAGGAUAAUGAUGAUGCCUCCUCGGUCAACCUACGCUACAUGCCCAAAAGCCCCAACAACGACUUCCUGCAGCAGAUUUCCCGCGAAGUUGUCGAGCUGAUAAAGAUGUCACCGAAAUCGACGAUGAAGUUCACACGAUUCAUCCCGGCCUAUCACAAUCACUUUGGGAAACAAUGUCGCGUCGCCGAUUAUGGUUACACCCGGCUGAUAGAGCUAUUCGAGGCGCUUUCACCGGUCGUUCAAGUGAUGGGUGAUGGCGAGAAUCGACACAUCACGCUGACUCAUCGCACCCAGAUCCGUCGAUUUACUUGUGACUUGCUGAAAAUUUUACGCGGCCAGGCGAAUAAAUCCAUUCUGCUCUCACAGCUGCCAAUCAUCUUCUCGCAGGCCCAGAAUAGGAUCUUUGACGUAACGGAUUACGGCGUGUGUGAUAUUUUCGACAUCAUUGACGGGCUGGUGUACAACAAUUCGAUCGUCACAAAGGUGUACAACGAGACGGAUGUGUUGAUCUCUAUGGUCAAACGGAAGCAGUCUCCAAGCGAGGUGGAGAAAACAUGCAUUUUUGCGGGGGAGGUCGUGGAGCUGUUCAAGAAUGCCCCACAGUACUCGAUACUGUUCAAAAAGUUUGUCCGCUCGUAUCACUACCAUUUUGGGUAUCAGUGCCGCUUGAGUGACUAUGGUUUGAUGAAGCUGGCCGACCUGUUGGAAGCUAUUUCCGGAAUUGUUGAGAUGGAGCAAUCAAACGACGAGGACCGUAAAAUUUUCCUGAACCAUAGAGUGGCCAUUCGAAUUUUUGCUGAACAAGUGCAGGACAUCGUGAAGCACUUCACGGGCAAUAGCUCAUCCAUGAUUUUGAUGAGCGAAAUACUCAAUUUCCACAAAAAUAAGUACGGAUAUCAAAUUCAACCGUAUAGCCUUGGUUACAGUAAUAUGUUCGAUGCCAUCAAAGCGCUGCCCUACAUGGAAAUAUUUGAGUCAGGAAAUGAUUUUAUUGUGGUGUCCCGUUUGGAAGACCCUUCCUUUCGACUGCGGUCAUAUGCGGUUUGCCUUUGCCUUUUGGAAUCCAACAAGGAACGUUUGCCUAUUAGUGAUUUUCUACGCAGUUACCUGACCAAGUUCAAAGAAAAUUUAACUGAGAGGCAAAUGUACGACAUGAAACAUGCCAUAGCGAUCGAACAAGAUAAAGGAAACCAAACUGUGACGAUGACACCGCUGAUGAAAUUUAUUUUCCGCAUCAUACAGGUGCUCAAGCAAAAAACUCCGAUGAAUGUGUUCGACUUGAAGCAGGCUCUCAAUUUAUCAAUUUCGUCCUGUUUCGAGUUCGGCUACCCGAACAUUUCUUCGCUCAUCGGCGCUUUUCCGGAUAUUUUUAUCACCAGCAGCUAUUUCCAUGAGCGCGCAGACAUCGAGCUAAACCGUGACUGCAUUUUGAGCAAGGCUUGUUUCAAUACCGAGGAAAAUGCUACUCCUGCAGCCCUUUCGACGCCCACCAACAAUGCCAACACAAGUCCCGUGAAAGCAAAAGUGCUAGCUGACGAUAAUAAAUUUUCCCACGCGUCAAUGACAAAUGAUUUUAGAAAUUUGUUCUACAGUCGCCAAGAAGCCAUUGUUCAGCAUCAUUUAUUGCAACGCCAGCAGCAGCAACAACAACAGCAGCAACAGCAACAGCAACAAUAUCAGCAGCAGCUCCAAAAGCCACUCCAACCGCUACAGCAGUCCCAACAGAUAAACCAAUUGCCAGCCCCCUUCUAUCCGAAUAACCGUUUCAACAACCCAAUGUUGAAUAGCAACUAUGGACUGGCUGGUUUUACCUCGUCGGCUACGGCGGCCUUAUCGUCCUCAGCAACGACCAUGACCACCGAAAUGAUGGCCACUCAUAAUCAGAGCAUGAUUAUGAAAACCCAGAACAAGGAAAACCUUUACCAUGGCUACGGUGGGAUGGCGCUUCAGCAGCAGCAGAUUCAGCAGAUGCUACAACAGCGUCAACUGCAACAACAGCACCAGCUCCUAGCCUCACAAACCAAGUACCAAGCUUCGUUCGGGCUGAGCAUGGGUUCAUCUGUUGGAAAUGGAGCUGCUACGGUGACCGCAAAUCUUCCCACAGUUGGACAGAAUACGGAAUCGUCUUCGGGUGGCAGUAUACUGUCAUCGGCAAUCAGUACUACCAGUGCUGCCAGCAGUGCCUCGCAGGGCUCCACAAACAAAAUAUUCGAACGCAGACAACAGAAGACUACAUCAUUAGAUUUACAAUAUCUCAAUUGUAACAAUUUUGGAUACGGACUUUUGUCGGAGUUCUACGAGCCACCGAAGCCGGACACGCCACCUUCGAGGAACAUCCCAUAUUGGAUUGACCCGAUCUGGUCCAACGAACCGCUCAGCACCGAAAAAGAGCCAUCAGCAUCUUCGACCGAGCAGCUUCUCAACAUUCCGCUACCGGAGCUGAAGACGUACAACAAGCUGCCCAUCAUACUGACCCCGUAUGUCCUGUCGUCACUGUCAAAGAAUUCGUCCUUUUCCUUCGAUCUCGAUAAAUCUAAACAGAUUUAAACCCCCUUACGGAUGAAGGCCCUGAUGGAAGUGUGCGCUCACGAAAAGGAAAAAGGACCUGCUGGCGGCAGUCAGAGAAUAUCGAAUCCCCUCGAAAGAGAGAAAGAGAAAGAUUCUGCUUUCGCUUCUUUAUCACUUAAUUAUCGUUACAUUUUAUGACACGUUGAACGUUUCGUCACCCUUAACCGUGUAGUACUUACGAGUUGUCGUCAAUUUAUGAUUCGUUAGAUUGUAUAUCCUUCUCGAUUCCUAGGAUGAGUGUUUAUUAAAUAGUACCAUUGAUGUUAUAGAUAUAUAAGCGAUAUUUCAAUUGAAUCGGGGAAUUAUGGAAGCCCGGGCUUUUGAAAUUUAAGGUUUUUGAGAUUAUUUUUAUCGAACUUUUCUUAUGAUCAUUAUUAUAGAGUGGAGUAUGUGAACCCAGUUAGUUAGUUAGUUAAGGAAGCACAAAUGUUGAUUAUUCUAUGUAUGAAGAGCAAAAAAUGGACGUUUUAGUUAUUGAUGUUUGUGCAUGCUCGGCAAAAUUAUACAGAAUGAUUACGUUUUUUAGGCAGCGAGAAGACAAUUUAGUGUAUGUUUCUGUGUGGGAGUAUUGCCAGUAAAGGCUUCCAUUGUUGUGCCCAUUAGUUUAUUAUGAAUUGUAUACAUUUCAAAGAAUCGGAUUAUAUGUGCAUGCGAUUAUCCAA